AUGUCGAGUCCCACGAAAAUAGAAACUGUCGUUAAUACUUGGUGUGUUUACAUCCUUUUCAACCCUAACAACUCAAAGGUAUACGUUGGUAAUACCCAUGACCUCAAGGAACGUCUCCAGAAACACAAUCGUUUAUCAAACGAUGAAGGCAAAGAAGUUUGGGAACCCAUCGUCGCUAUUACCGGUUUCCUCAGCAGCAAAGAGGCGACGAGUUUUGAGAUGAACAUCAAACUUCUGGCCAAGAAAAAAGAAUACAAUGAAUACGCCAAUCUCUAUCAGGGACGAUGUCCUUCAAUUGUACUUAAACGGAUCAUAGCCAUUAGAGGAUUAUUGUGCGAACACGAUCAGUUCUGGAAAGCCCCUCGUGGCAAAAAACGCCGUUACGUCUUACACUGGGGAAGUUACAUGGAACGAGAUACGAGACAGCUGGUGGUAUUGCAAACCUGCCCAUGGGCAAGAGUUGGAAGAUACGUGAAGCACAAAAGAAUGAAUUUAAGCGAUCAGGUAACUGCCACUCGCACGAGUAGCAGCGACGACCUAUCCUCAGUUUCCAGCAGCUCCUCACCCGAACGACCAAAAUCACAACAUAUCGUCGAAAAAAUAUAUGAGCUACCUUAA
This is a messenger RNA of Acaulospora morrowiae, 618 nucleotides long. Lineage: Eukaryota; Fungi; Glomeromycota; Glomeromycetes; Diversisporales; Acaulosporaceae. The record is from the annotation of a GenBank genome assembly.